This is a messenger RNA of Orcinus orca (killer whale), 5354 nucleotides long. It is a transcript of the gene COMMD6, whose product is annotated as COMM domain containing 6. Gene Ontology annotation, molecular function: NF-kappaB binding. The record is from RefSeq and is a predicted model, not a curated record. The coding region runs from base 26 to 283 and encodes 85 amino acids. Lineage: Eukaryota; Metazoa; Chordata; Mammalia; Artiodactyla; Delphinidae. The transcript is spliced from 4 exons.
GGUGGUGGGGUUCUGGGGCGCUGCUAUGGAGGGGUGUAGCGAGCCACAGCUGGAUGCUAAGGCCAAGGUCACCAACCAGCUAAUAGAUUUUCAGUGGAAGCUGGGUAUGGCUGUGAGCUCAGACAGCUGCAGAUCACUUAAGUAUCCUUACGUUGCAGUGAUGCUCAAAGUGGCAGAUCAUUCAGGCCAAGUAAAGAGCAAGUCCUUCGAAAUGACAAUUCCACAGUUUCAGAAUUUCUACAGACAGUUCAAGGAAAUUGCUGCAGUUAUUGAAACUGUGUGAAAACUGAUUACUUUGUUGAUGAAUUGCUACCAUCAUUCUAAAAUCAUGAACUUUACUUUCUGCAACAAAACUGCCUAAGGAUCAAAUGAUAUUUAUUGAAUGAAAAUUAUACUUUUGAUUUUCCAUUUUUUUAAAUAAUAAAAAAGAAAAUCAGACAAACAGGAAUUACAAAGUGGUGAUCGCUGCACACUUUGUGAAUAUACUAAGAGCAACUGAAUUGGAAACUUUAAAGAGUGAAGAACUCUGUGGUAUGUGAAUUAUAUCUUAAUGAAAAAUAAAUCAGACAAACAGUUGAAUGAUAUUAAAAGCAGCACAAGUUUAUGUAUUAGACCAAUAGUUUUAAAAAAUACUGGUAAUGUUACCCAUUUUAUAAGCAAACUCUUCCUUUUUGGCAUUCAUUUUUUUAUUGAUGUAUAGUUGAUUUACAAUAUUAUAUUAGUUUCAGAUGUACAACAUGGUAAUUCAAACUUUUUAGAGAUUAUACUCCAUUUAUGGUUAUUAUAAAGUAUUGGCUAUAUUCCUUGUGCUGUGCUGUACAAUGUAUCCUUGUAGCUUAUUUAUUUAUUUAUUACUUUAAAAAAAAAUUAUUUAUUUUAUUUUUGGCUGUGGUGGGUCUUCGUUGCUGCACGUGGGCUUUUCUCUAGUUGCGGUGAGCGGGGGCUCCUCUUCGUUGUGUGGGCUUCUUGUUGCGGUGGCUUCUCUUGUUGCAGAGCCCAGGCUCUAGGCGCUCAGGCUUCAGUAGUUGUGGCACUCGGGCUCAGCAGUUGUGGCGCACGGGCUUAAUUUCUCCACAGCAUGUGGGAUCUUCCCGGACCAGGGCUCGAACCCGUGUCCUCUGCAUUGGCAGGUGGAUUUUUAACCACUGUUCCACCAAGGAAGCCCCAACAGUCUUUAUUUUAAAGUCUAUUUUAUCUGAUACGAGUGUUGCUACUCCAGCUUUCUUUUGAUUUCCAUUUGCAUGGAAUGUCUUUUUCCAUCCCUUCACUUUCAGUCUGUAUGUGUUCCAAGGUCUGAAGUGGGUCUCUUGUAGACAGCAUAUAUAGAGGUCUUUUUUUGUAUCCAUUCAGCCAGUCUGUGUCUUUUGGUUGGGGCAUUUAAUCCAUUUACAUUCAAGGUUAUUAUCGAUACGUAUGUUCCUAUUACCAUUUUCUUAAUUGUUUUGGGUUUGUUUUUGUGGGUCCUUUUCUUUUCUUGCAUUUCCUGCCUAGAGAAGUUUCUUUACCAUUUGUUGUAAAGCUGGUUUUGUGGUGCUGAAUUCUCUUAGCUUUUGCUUGUCUGAAAAGCUUUUGACUUCUCCAUCGAAACUGAAUGAGAUCCUUGCUGGGUAGAGUAAUCUUGGUUGCAGGUUUCUCUUUCAUCACUUUAAGUAUAUUCUGCCACUCCCUUCUGGCCUGCAGAGUUUCUGCUGAAAAAUCAGCUGAUAACCUUAUGGGGAUUCCUUUGUAUGUUAGUUUUUGUUUUUCCCUUGCUACUUUUAAUAUUUUUUUCUUGAAUUUAAUUUUUGUUAGUUUGAUUAAUAUGUGUCCUGGUGUGUUUUUCCUAGGGUUUAUCCUGUAUGGGAGUCUCUUUUUCCUGGACUUGGGUGACUAUUUCCUUUCCCAUGUUAGGGAAGUUUUCGACUAUAAUCUCUUCAAAUAUUUUCUUAGACCCUUUCUUUUUCUCUUCUUCUUCUGGGACCCCUAUAAUUUGAAUGUUGAUGCGUUUAGUGUUGUCCCAGAGGUCUCUGAGAUUGUCUUCAAUUCUUUUCAUUCUUUUUUCUUUAUUCUGCUCCUUGGCAGUUAUUUCCACCGUUUUGUCUUCCAGCUCACUUAUUUGUUCUUCUGCCUCAGUUACUCUGUUAUUGAUUCCUUCUAGUGUAUUUUUAUUUCAGUUAUUGUGCUGUUCAUCUGUUUGUUUGUCCUUUAGUUCUUCUAGAUCUUUGUUAAACAUUUCUUCUGUGUUCUCAAUCUGUGCCUCCAUUCUGUUUCCGAGAUUCUGGACCGUCUUACUAUCAUUACUCUGAAUUCUUUUUCAGGUAGGUUGCCUAUUUCCUGUUCAUUUAUUUGGUCUUGUAGGUUUUUACCUUGCUCCUUCAUCUGUGACAUAUUAUUUUGCUGUCUCUUUUUUUUUUUUUUUUUUAAUGAGUGGGAUUGUGUUCCUGUCUUACUGGUUGUUUGACCUGAGGCUUCCAACACUGGAAUUUUUAGGCUCUUGGGUAGAGCUGGGUCUUGGUGCUGAGAUGAGGAACUCUGUGAGACCUCACUCCGUUGAAUAUUCCCUGGGGUCUUUCUGUUAGUCCAGUGGUUCAGACUUGGAGCUCCCACUGCAGGAGCUUUGGCCCAACCCCCCGGCUCGUGAACCAAGAUCCCUCAAUGUGCAUGGGGUGGAAAAAAGAAAAGAAAAAAAAAAAAAAAAAGAACAGUAACAAAGUAAAAAAAUUAGACUGGGAAACUAACAGAUAUGUUAGGAAGAAUAUAAAAAUAUGAAUCAACAACCAGAAGGUAUGUCAGUACCACAGUAGUAAAAGAGAGGAGGAGGGAAAAGAAAAGAAAAAAGAAGUGGGGGGAGGCCUUGGCUGUGGAGGGCGGGGCCUAAGCAAGGGCGAGGUUUGGGUGGUGGGUGGGGCCAAUGCUCAGGACCCACAGGGCUGGAAAAGGCCCUGGGGGCUAUGGGGGGUGGGGCUUAGGCUCAAGGAACAGAAGGGGCCAGGAGUGCCCCCCAGCCCUGGUCUCAGAGGGCAGGGGACCUCACCUGGGAGCCCAGCAGGCUUCCUGGGCUUGAGUGGGCGGGGCAGACGCCCUCGUCUCCUCUCCCGCUCCUCCAGCCUGCAAGAGCCCAUGCCUCCUGCCUCUCCUCAUCUCCCCAGCCUCCCUUCUAUGCCCCCAGGACCAAUUCGGUUGUGGGGGCACCUUGGAGGGCAGAGGACCAGCCUGGGAGCUCAGCAGGCUCCCCUGGUCCGAGUGGGCGGGGCAAUCAACCUCUCCACUCCUCUCCUGAUCUCCCCAGCUUCAGGGGUGCCCAUCCUGUCUGGCGUCCACUUCUCCUCCCCCCGCAGUCCCCCUUCAUCCUACCAGUUCACUUUGGGGUUUCCUCGCGUCUUCUUGGGCAUCAGAGUCCCUCACCAGCGGUCGGCAGGUGCCCUCGUUGUGGGGAGACGCUAACUCUUCGUCUUCCCACACAGUCAUCUUGACUCCGCCUCUCUAAACAAACUCUUACAUAGAGUCCUUUAUAGUCUUAUAUAUAAAGUAUAUAUGAAUGACAAAAGUAGUAUUUGAUUAGGAUAAUGUUACUUUACAAAUUCAAUUUUAUAACAUUAACUUAUGAAAGCAAUCAGAAGAGUGAGGCUGCUCCUUCUCCAACAUUUGGAAUCAGGUUAGGAUUGGUCAUUGCUCCCUUAUUUUAGCCAAGUAUUCAGAUGUUUCUGUUAUUAAUAUUUGUAGAAAGUUCAAAUAUGUGCACAGACAUAGAAAAAUAAAUUUUAUUAUGAGUUUAUGUAACAACUGAGUUAACCUGGUAACACAAGUUAUUGUGUUAGAUGGUCUCUUUUGAAUUUAGAUUUAUAAAACAGUUGUUAAAAUAUUUUAUAAAACCACAGCAAUCAACACUGUAUGGCAUUGCUCAGGAAAAUAAACAGAUCACUGGAAUAGACUAGGUGGCCUAGAAAUAGAUCAAGAUAUUUGGGACAAAGAUGAUAUUUCAGUUGGGUGAGAAAACAGGAUUGAUUUAAUAAAUGAUACUAGCAGUCUCAACACAUGCAAAAGUAAGUUCCAGAUGAAUUAAUUAUUUAACUAUAAAAGAUAGAAAUUAGACGUUUUAUAGAAUAUGUUAACUAAGGCUUGGGAAGCAGCAACACCACAGCUAUAACAUAAAACAAAUAUAUUUGAAAUGUAAGAAUUAAAAAAUUAUAUGUGGGAAAAAAUGGGUCAUAAACAAAGAUAAAAGACAAAUGCUAGGUUGAUGUGUAGGUUAGUACUUAGUCUGGAAACAAAUUGCUUUAAGUAUUUCAAGUAGGAAGAGGUUUUAUACAAGAAAUGAGAUGUUCACUAAACUGUCAGAAAGACUGAGAGAACAAGUCAGGAGAAAUCAUUGCUGGCUUUUAGAAAAUCCGGUAAUGCAGGAACUUCAGGGAAAGCCCCUGCCAGUAAUCUCUGCAGAAUGCAGGAUGUCACCUGGAAGCAACUACAGGCCAUUUCUGCCAAGUGUCAACAUGUUAGAAUGAAAUAAAGGCUGCUUGCUUUCUUCACCUUUUCUAGUUUCAGUGAGAGUGCCUCUCAUUGGUGGAAGUUAAACCAGGACCCUGUUGACACAGGAAUCUGGUCAGUGGAGUUUCUAGUCUUUUAGUACCUUUGGAAGGGAGAUUUAGAAAAGCAAGAAAGGUGCUGAAUAUUCCUACUCUGCUGACAGAAACAGGAGUUGUCAUGGCCUUUUUUGUGAAGUGAUAGACAUACACACAUUAUAUAGAAUUUCACAGCCCAGAAAUUUCAGUCCAGAAAUAUAUCCUUUGGAGUAAAGCCACCAAUACAGUAAGGCCCCUACAUACGAACCUUCAAGCUGUGAACUUUCAAAGAUGCGAACAUGCAUUCGCAUGUCCAGUCACGUAAGUUAGUUCACAUGUCUGGUGUACGUUGUCACGUGCAUACAUCCUCUGCAAGUGUGCUUUUGUGUACUUUACAGUACUGUAUAGAGUACAGUAGUACAGUAUCUUUAUUUCAAGCCCAGGAUGUCAUCUAUGACGAGAAAAAAAGUAGCUACUACCCAGACAUCACUGGAUCAUUUUUUCAAGAGGGUCGAUAGAAUUGAAUCCAGCAAGGAGCCAGAACCUGUGCCAUCAGCGUCAGGUGUGAGUGAAAUUGCAGCUUGCCCUCCGUCUCCUGUUGCUGACGAUCCUUCAGCUCUACCACCUCCCACCUCCUCUCCCUCCUCCAGUCAGUAACUCUUCUUGCCUGUUCCCUCGAUGCCAGCCCCUGUAUGCCCGCUGUUGUACUGUACUACUGUAUUUUUCAAGGUACUGUACUGUAAGAUUAAAAAUGUUUUAUUUUUGUGUUUUAUGUUAUUUGUGUGAAAAGUAUUAUAAACCUAUUAUAGUACAGUA